Messenger RNA from Lotus japonicus, 1044 nucleotides. RefSeq lists its product as uncharacterized. The transcript has a single exon. Bases 1 to 1044 code for a protein of 347 amino acids. The record is from RefSeq and is a predicted model, not a curated record. NCBI's taxonomy places the organism in Eukaryota, Viridiplantae, Streptophyta, Magnoliopsida, Fabales, Fabaceae.
AUGGUAAUCAGUGUCGCAUCCGAUGCUGUAAAGUGCAGGAUGUUUCCGGCUACAUUCAAGGGAACUGCCAUGGCAUGGUUCACAACCCUACCCCGAGAAUCAAUCACGAAUUUCCAUGACUUCUCAUCCAAGUUCCUCGUCCAGUUUUCGGCAAGUAAAACCAAGCAAGUGACAAUUGAGGAUUUGUACAAUGUGCGCCAGUCCGAGGGCGAGACUCUGAAACAGUAUAUGAAACGAUUUAGCGCCGCGUCGGUGAAGAUUGAGGAGUCAGAGCCAAAUGCAUGCGCCCGUUCCUUCAAGAACGGUUUGCAGCCUGGAAAACUGAAUAACAAAUUAAGUCGCAAGCCCGCCCGGUCAAUGGCGGAGGUUCGAGCGCGAGCAAACACCUACAUACUUGACGAGGAGGAUGAUGCUUUUAAGCGAAGGCGUGCGAAGGUAGAGAAAGAUGGCGACCAGAGGGAUGCAUCGCCAGAGGACAAGCCGAGUAUGGAGAAAGCGGAAGGAAGCAAGAGACGAGACAGGAAGGUGCGUACGAGUGAAAAGGUGCCGAGGGAACCGUUGUAUCUUAAAAAGGAAAAUUUCGAGCGUCGCCGACCCUGGCAUCAAGCCGACUCUCACUGGCGAGAGGAGUCAGGGAAGAGUUUGAGUGCGCAUCUGACGGAGCUGUUGCGUGAGGUUAAAGCGACACACGCAGUUGAGGAAGGCGAGAAAGAGACAGGCCCGCCCCGGGCAGCGUUAGAUAAGACCAAGUGGUGUGAAUACCACCGCUCAGCAGAACAUGACAUUGGGGACUAUUUUACUCUGAAGAACGAGAUCGAGAGGCUCAUCCGAGCGGGGCGUCCACAGUUGAGUGAUCGUGGUGAUCGCUGGAGCGGAGAGCGGCAAAGAGGAAACUGGUAUAAUGGGGCCCGCCAGCAAGAUGAUCUUAAGCGAGAGGAUCGCCGCCGUACCCCAAACACUGACAAAAAGGAAACACUGGCCACACGGAAAAGGGGGCGGAAGAGACCUUCAAUAAGGACCUUGAGCCGCCGGUUGGGACGAUAA